Molecule: messenger RNA, 3728 nt
Organism: Liolophura sinensis
Lineage: Eukaryota; Metazoa; Mollusca; Polyplacophora; Chitonida; Chitonidae
Product: protein vav-like
Exons: 7
Coding region: 1-549 (182 amino acids)
Source: RefSeq, a predicted model, not a curated record
AUGUCACGGUUGCAGAAGCUACUCUGUCCAGAUUUAAAUCAGAAUGAAAGCACACUUUUGGUGAAGUUAGAAAACUUCCUAAAACUGGUAAAGUGCUUUGGACCAUUUGGAGAAACCAACGGACAGUGUUAUACGCUGACACAGUUUGAAAAGUUUCUAACGCAGUCUGCACGCAAGAUUGGAACGUCAAAAAUCAGCUGGUUUGCGGGAGACAUAAGUAGGGAACAGGCAGAAGUCUAUCUGGAGGGUCAGCGUAAGGGCACAUACCUGUUACGGCUAAGCCAGUCAGAGUUUGGGGCCUUCGCCUUGUCUGUGGUAGCGGUCGAAGGAGAGCCACCGCUUCAUGUAAUGUUUAAGUUUGAGAAGGAUUCAGGUGACAGUGCCGAGUACAUCUGGUUUAACCGUAAACACUACAGCGCUCUCAAAGUCAUCGAGUAUUGCCAGCGUGAACUAUUUGACGAUGAUUACCGAGACCUUCGCUGUAGGUAUGAAUGCCCCAACCUGCCGUUCAACAGCAUUGUCACAGGCUACCGUGGAAGAAACAAGUAGUGCGACUGUAUACUGGGUAGUGGUGCUCUUUCCACAAAGCAAUUUAGUCGGAAGCCCCAAAAUAAUCUUUUUGUGGGAUUUUCGGUCAUCGGAGUAAAUUCACAUGGGAAUUAUUCAUGCGUGUAUUUUAUUGCACUGUGUCUACAAAGUUUGCAGCAAUACUCUAAAUUUAGAGGGAUACACAUCCGUUCAUACUACACAAAGAGUUGAUUGUGUGCUGUCUGCAUAUUUAGGACUAAGCUGUAAUUUAAGUAUGAGUAGAGGGAUACUUCCCUUACCUAUAUAGGCAAUGUGGGCAAAAUAUAUUCUCAUACAUUUCUGCCGACGAUUCGUGAAACUUGGAUGAUUUGAACUAAACACAUAUCACAUGUCAUGCAAGUUAUGUGUGAAGAUGAAACUGGUUAUUUGAAAGGUUGAUUUAUAUAUAAAAUGUGCUGACAUCUUCAGUUUUGGCUAAGCAGGCGUGUUUAUGUGUUAGCAGUGGAUAGUACUCCAGGACCUCAGCAAAAACAGUAUUGUCCUUUCUGUGUGGCUUCCAUUGUUCUCAUUAUAUCAGCAUUUACCUGGCUCAGCUCUCUAUCAAAGUUCAACUGCUCUUUUUAUCUGAAUUUUACAUGGCUGUGCUCUCUAUAUAUAACUUCCACAGUCCACAUUACAGGAGUAUUUACUUUAUAGUGCUCUCUCUAUAUAUUUUCCGCUAUCCUCAUUAUAUCGGUAUUUACCUUCUUGGGCUCUCUAUAUAUCGUCUUGUGCUCUCUAUGUAGCUUCCACUACAUCCUCAUUGUGUUAGUAUUUACCUUUUUGUGUUCUGUGUAAGUCGUCUUGUGCUCUCUAUAUAUCUUCCGCUAUCCUCAUUACAUCAGUAUUUACCUUCUUGGGCUCUCUAUAUAUCUUCUUGUGCUCUCUAUGUAACUUCCACUAUAUUCUCAUUAUGUAAGUACGUACCUUCUUGUGUUCUGUGUAAGUCGUCUUGUGCUCUCUAUAUAUCUUCCGAUAUCCUCAUUAUUUUUGUGCUCUCUAUGUAGCUUCCACUACAUCCUCAUUGUGUCAGUAUUUACCUUUUUGUGUUCUGUGUAAGUUGUCUUCUGCUCUCUAUAUAUCUUCCGCUAUCCUCAUUACAUCAGUAUUUACCUUCUUGGGCUCUCUAUAUAUCUUCUUGUGCUCUCUAUGUAACUUCCACUAUAUUCUCAUUAUGUAAGUACGUACCUUCUUGUGUUCUGUGUAAGUCGUCUUGUAGCUUCCACUACAUCCUCAUUGUGUCAGCAUUUACCUUUUUGUGUUCUGUGUAAGUCGUCUUGUGCUCUCUAUAUAUCUUCCGCUAUCCUCAUUAUAUCAGUAUUUAACUUCUUGUGCUAUACAUACAUCCUCAUUAUUAUAUCAGCACUUAUCUCCUUGUCCACGGUCCAUGUAUAGUUAAUAACUACAUUAUAUCGGUAGUUAUCUUUAGCUGGCCAUCAUAAACAGCUUACAUGUUUGGGCUCAGAGUUUGUCUUUUUUCGUCGUUUUACAAGAGUUACGUUAAAAUAUGUAUAAAAUGUCUGUACUGGUCUUCCAUAGCUUUUACUCGUUGAUGUUAUCCAGUGUAGGCCUUUAUUCAGGGUUUUUGUUACAAAUAUUCACCGUUUUAUUUUUAUUUUUUUUCGUUUGACUGUUUGAAACUAGGCUUUCUCGGUAUGAACCUAUUAAGGUGUAUACUUCUGUUAUGAGAUUAAAUAUAGAUUAUUUCUCUAAUUUAUGACACGGUGAUUCUCUCUGAUCUUGCCCAAAUUAAAGAAGAUAUCUGAUUAAAAAUAUCUCGAUUAGUACUCAAUAAAAGACUGUUAUACAUUUCUCCAUAUAGAGGUGCUGAGUAAUGUUUGGAUUAGAAAAUUGAAUAAGGUCUGGAUGAGAAAAUUUUGUACGGGUUGGAUGAGAAAAUUGAGUAAAGUUUGGAUGAGAAAACUGACUAACGCUUGGAACAGAAGACUGAGUAAGAUUUGGAUCAGAAAACUCAGUAGAAUUUGCAAGAAAAUUAAACUGAGUAAGGUUUGGAUGAGAAAACUGAGUAAGGAUUGGAUGAAAAAACUGAGUAAGGUUUGGAUCAGAAAAUUGAGCUGAGUUCACGGGAAAAAGGUACAAAAUGAUUUGGACUGAUAUCUGUGGGAAAGUAAUGAGAAUGAGAAAGUUUGGGAUAGUGUGAUCGUAAAAGCUGAGAAAGUAUUGGAAAGUUUGGGAUGGUGUGAUCGUAAAAGCUGAGAAAGUAUUGGAAAGUUUGGGAUGGUGUGAUCGUAAAAGCGGAUAAAGUAUUGGAAAGUUUGGGAUGGUGUGAUCGUAAAAGUGGAGAAAGUAUUGGAAAGUUUGGGAUGGUGUAAUCGUAAAAGCGGAUAAAGUAUUGGAAAGUUUGGGAUGGUGUGAUCGUAAAAGCGGAUAAAGUAUUGGAAAGUUUGGGAUGGUGUGAUCGUAAAAGCUGAGAAAGUAUUGGAAAGUUUGGGAUGGUGUGAUCGUAAAAGUGGAGAAAGUAUUGGAAAGUUUGGGAUGGUGUAAUCGUAAAAGCGGAUAAAGUAUUGGAAAGUUUGGCAUGGUGUAAUCGUAAAAGCGGAUAAAGUAUUGGAAAGUUUGGGAUGGUGUGAUCGUAAAAGCGGAUAAAGUAUUGGAAAGUUUGGGAUGGUGUGAUCGUAAAAGCUGAGAAAGUAUUGGAAUGUUUGGGAUGGUGUGAUCGUAAAAGUGGAGAAAGUAUUGGAAAGUUUGGGAUGGUGUGAUCGUAAAAGAGGAGAAAGUAUUGGAAAGUUUGGGAUGGUGUGAUCGUAAAAGCGGAUAAAGUAUUGGAAAGUUUGGGAUGGUGUGAUCGUAAAAGCUGAGAAAGUAUUGGAAAGUUUGGGAUGGUGUGAUCGUAAAAGUGGAGAAAGUAUUGGAAAGUUUAAGAUGGUGUGAUCGUAAAAGAGGAGAAAGUAUUGGAAAGUUUGGGAUGGUGUGAUCGUAAAAAUGGAGAAAGUAUUGGAAAGUUUAGGAUAGUGUGUAAAUAUGGUCUUACAUAUUUCAUUCGACCUUUUGAAGGGGAAGGAUGUCUUUGUAUUUUGCUUGUCAUGACCUGGAAUGCUUUUGCAAUAAUAUCGGUCAUUUAUUUUAUUAUUAUAAUAUUUUCUGUAACAUGUAUAUCACUGUCACAGUAUUGUUAAUAAAAUUUACAUAUAUCAAAUUUA